Molecule: messenger RNA, 1607 nt
Organism: Lactuca sativa (garden lettuce)
Lineage: Eukaryota; Viridiplantae; Streptophyta; Magnoliopsida; Asterales; Asteraceae
Gene: CPNIFS
Product: chloroplastic NIFS-like cysteine desulfurase
Molecular function (GO): pyridoxal phosphate binding; cysteine desulfurase activity
Source: RefSeq, a predicted model, not a curated record
GGUUGCACUUGCAGAUGGAAAUUGCCGGCUCGCUAAGCUUCCAGAGGUAGAGGCAGAGGCAGGGAUAACGAUGAGGACCAUGGAAGGGGUGGUUCUAAAGCUUCCUUCUUUUUCUCAACUCAUCUCUCCUAACCAUCUCUCCAAUCGGACCUCCCUAAACUUCCGUUUCGGUUUCCCCAAAUCAUCAUCAUCAUCUUCUUCUUCUUCAACAGCUUCUCUUUCGGUUCCAGCUGCCGCACCCGUUUCUCUCGGACACUCGACACGACCCGAUUUUGAAAUUCUCCACCAGAAAGUAAACAAUGGAUCAAAACUGGUUUACUUGGACAAUGCUGCCACCUCACAGAAGCCUUCUGCUGUAAUAGAUGCUGUAAACAACUAUUACAGAUCAUACAACUCUAAUGUUCAUCGUGGAAUUCAUUUCUUGAGUGCAAGGGCAACAGAUGAGUAUGAAAUGGCAAGGAAAAAGGUGGCAGCAUUUAUAAACGCAUCAGAGUCGAGUGAGAUUGUGUUCACUAGAAAUGCUACUGAAGCUAUUAACCUUGUAGCUUAUUCAUGGGGCAUUUCUAAUUUGAAACCAAAAGAUGAGAUUGUUCUCACAAUUGCUGAACAUCAUAGUGCCAUUGUUCCUUGGCAACUUUUAUCUGAGAGGACAGGUGCAGUAUUAAAAUUUGUCAGUUUAACAGAAGAUGAAGUGCCAGAUGUCAAGAUGCUACAAGAAUUGCUUUCAAAGAAGACAAAAUUAGUAGUUGUUCAUCAUGUUUCAAACAUGCUUGCUUCUGUUCUCCCUAUUAAAGAUAUUGCCCAAUGGGCACAUGAUGUUGGAGCAAGAAUAUUGGUAGAUGCUUGUCAAAGUGUACCACAUAUGGUGGUUGAUGUCCAAAAUCUUGGUGUUGAUUUUCUUGUUGCUUCUUCUCAUAAGAUGUGUGGGCCUACAGGCGUUGGUUUCUUGUAUGGGAAAAGUGAGCUUUUGGCAUCCAUGCCUCCAUUCUUAGGUGGUGGUGAAAUGAUUUCUGAAGUUUUCUUGGAUCAUUCUACUUAUGCUGACCCUCCAUCCAGAUUUGAGGCUGGGACACCUGCAAUUGGGGAAGCUAUCGGUUUAGGGGCAGCAAUUGAUUAUCUUUCUGAAAUUGGCAUGCAAAAGAUUCAUGAUUACGAGGUAGAAUUGGGUAAUUACCUUUAUGAAAACCUUCAUACGGUUCCUGGUGUUCGUAUCUAUGGACCAGCACCUUCACAAACUGUUGAACGUGCGGCUCUUUGUUCCUUCAAUGUUGAGGGACUUCAUCCCACUGAUAUUGCCACUUUUCUUGAUCAACAGCAUGGAGUAGCUAUUAGAUCGGGGCACCACUGUGCUCAGCCACUUCAUCGGUUCUUGGGGAUAAAUGCAAGCGCACGAGCCAGCCUUUAUUUCUAUAAUACAAAACAAGAUGUUGAUGACUUUGUUGGGGCACUUGUUGACACAAUUGCUUUCUUCAGCUCCUUCAACUAGAUUUUAAAUUUCUUACAUACGCUUUUAUCCUUGGUUUAUAUUAAUAUUGAAAUCUAUAAAUUUGUGGUUAUAUUUUGGUAAUCUAUUGGACUAUACUAGAUACCCAAAAUUUAAUUUAUAA